AGCGAAAAUACGAAGAAGAAACCGACCGCCCGGAGAAUCUGAAUGUAAAGGCGUCCACGUUCGGAGACAGAGCGACAACAUCCAUAUUGAUUUUGUCGACCAAUCGCGUCUCCUUGGUCGCCGGCGUUGAAUACGUAAUCGGAUUUUCAAGGAACGAAGAGUAAGAGAGGCGACGGGAAGAGGAAAUGGUGAUGAAGAAAGCGACGACAUUGUUGGAUGAUUUGAUAGAGAACGCAGGAGGUUGUGCCGUCAUUGAUGGAGGUUUCGCCACGCAGCUUGAGAAACACGGUGCUGUCAUUAACGAUCCACUCUGGAGCGCUGUUUGCCUUAUUAAGGAUCCUGACCUAAUCAAGAAGGUCCAUUUGGAGUACUUGGAGGCUGGAGCAGAUAUUGUGGUUUCUUCAUCUUACCAGGCCACUAUUCCCGGGUUUUUAUCGAAGGGGUUGUCCACGGAAGAAGGGGAGUUGCUCUUAGAAAAGAGUGUUAAAUUGGCUGUGGAAGCUCGUGAUAGUUUUUGGAAUUCUGUGAAGAGUAUCCCAGGGCAUAAAUACAAUAGGGCUUUGGUUGCAGCAUCCAUUGGAAGCUAUGGUGCUUAUCUUGCUGAUGGCUCAGAGUACAGUGGGAAUUAUGGGCCAGAUGUGAAUGUGGACAAGCUGAAGGAUUUUCAUCGACGCAGAUUGCAGGUCCUUGUCAAUGCAUGCCCAGACUUACUUGCAUUUGAGACUAUUCCCAAUAAACUUGAAGCCCAGGCCUGUGUGGAGCUGCUAGAAGAAGAAAACGUCCAGAUUCCAUCUUGGAUCUGCUUUAGCUCCGUAGAUGGUAAGAAUGCCCCGUCUGGAGAGAGCUUUGAGGAGUGUCUUCGGGCUAUUAAUAAAAGUAACAAAGUAAAUGCAGUUGGCAUAAAUUGUACGCCUCCUCAUUUUAUUGAAGCUCUCAUUUGCAAGUUCAAAGAGUUAACAGACAAGCCCAUAGUUGUUUAUCCGAAUAGUGGCGAGGUAUGGGAUGGCAGAGCCAAAAAAUGGCUGCCAUCAAAUUGUUUUGGGGAUGACAAAUUCGAAUCAUUUAGUUCAAGAUGGCGCGAUUUGGGAGCUAAAUUCAUUGGAGGAUGUUGUCGGACGACACCAUCUACCACCCGAGCUGUUUCAAAGGUUUUGAAAGAAAGCUCAGAUUGAGGUGUUACGAGUUGUACUUCGCCAUACUUUAUUGACUUUAGAGAUUUUUACUGUAUCCAACUCAAAAGGCUAGUUAAAGAAAGCCCGCAGUUUCUCCUGCUCAUGAUAUUCGAAUAAAAUGGGGGUAAAAUAUUGUAACCUGUUACAUUUGUAGAUCAUAUUUUAUAUUUUAUUUCAAAGAAUGACAAAAA
Messenger RNA from Momordica charantia (bitter melon), 1363 nucleotides. It is a transcript of the gene HMT-1, whose product is annotated as Homocysteine S-methyltransferase family protein. Gene Ontology annotation, molecular function: zinc ion binding; S-adenosylmethionine-homocysteine S-methyltransferase activity. NCBI's taxonomy places the organism in Eukaryota, Viridiplantae, Streptophyta, Magnoliopsida, Cucurbitales, Cucurbitaceae. The record is from RefSeq and is a predicted model, not a curated record. Gene Ontology annotation, biological process: S-methylmethionine cycle.